AUGGCUUCAUCGUUCGGUGUGUGGGACUAUGUGGUGUUCAUCGCGAUGCUGCUCGUGUCCGCCGGAAUCGGAGUGUAUUAUCGGUUUUCCGGUGGCAAGCAGAAAACAAACACGGAGUACCUACUCGCGGAUCGCAACAUGUCGAUCUGGCCGGUAUCGUUCAGCUUGAUGGCCAGCUUCAUGUCCGCGAUCACGCUGCUGGGCGUGUCGAACGAAAACUAUCAGUUCGGCACACAGUUCGUGGCCAUCAACCUUUCAUACGGGCUGGCCACCCCGAUCGCGGCCUACCUCUUCCUGCCAGUAUUCUUCCGCCUGCAAGCCUGCAGUGCGUAUGAGUAUCUAGAGAAACGUUUCGGCAAAAAGACACGACUGGCUGCGUCGUUGGCGUACACGCUGCAGAUGAUUCUGUACAUGGGAAUUGCGGUGUACGCACCGGCCCUAGCCCUACAGGCUGUUACCGGGCUGGAUCAGGCCUAUUCGAUACUAGCGAUCGGUGGCAUCUGCACGUUCUACUCAACGAUCGGUGGCAUGAAGGCGGUCCUGUUUACUGACGUCUUUCAGUCGGUGCUAAUGUUUGCCGCCAUCUACGCGGUCAUUAUUUGCGCGGCCAUUAAAGCCGGCGGACUUGGACCGAUCUGGGACGCCGCGUCCGACGGUGGACGGUUGGAGAUUUGGAACUUCGAUCCGAACCCAACUACGCGCCAUACCUGGUGGACGUUGACAAUUGGUGGUAUGUUUACCUAUCUGUCGCUCUAUGCCGUCAACCAAACGCAAGUGCAACGGCUUAAAACGGUGAAGAAUUUAAAAUCUGCCCAGAAAGCACUGUGGCUAAACUGGCCCAUUCUGUCGCUGCUUAGCCUCAGCACAUCGUUCAGCGGGCUAGCGAUCUAUUACUUCUAUCGCAACUGUGAUCCCUUGAGGCAGGGCCGUAUUAAGGUGCGCGAUCAAACUAUGCCACUGUUCGUGGUCGAUGCUAUGGGUGAUAUGCCCGGUCUCCCCGGCCUGUUUGUGUCCGGUAUCUUCUCCGCCAGUCUGUCGACCGUAUCGGCAGCCCUCAACUCACUGGCGGCGGUUACGCUCGAGGAUUAUCUGAAACCACUGUACCUAAAGGUGAAGCGGAAACCAUUGCCCGACCUGCAGUCUAGCUUCCCGAGCAAGGUGAUGGCGUUCCUGUACGGUAUGAUCUGCAUCGCUGUGGCUUUUCUCGCGCAAAAGAUGGGCGGUGUGCUGCAGGCAUCGCUCACGAUUUUUGGCGUUGUCGGUGGACCACUGUUUGCGCUGUUUUCCAUGGGAAUGUUCACAACGCGUGCCAAUCAGCGGGGCGUGAUUACGGGAUUGCUAGUGGGGCUAUCAUUUUCGCUCUGGAUAGGCUUCGGGCAACCUAGACCACCGAUAAAAACGCUCGACUUCUCCGUGGAAGACUGUUCCGACUUCGGGGGUUUCAAUCAGACGAGCCUACCGCUGGCGAUGGCUCAGCGAGCCGCAGAACCGCGUGACGAUUCUGAUUACUUCUACCUUUACCGGGUGUCUUAUCUGUGGUUCAGUGUGCUUGGGUAUCUUGUGACGUUCAUCGUUGGCUACGGGACCAGCUUAUUACUGCGAUGGCGCGGUGCUCAGGGUACCGAGCGGAUCUACCUGGACGAGCAGCAAACCUAUAUAAACACAGACUUAUUUUCACCCCCGGUUGCCCGCGCCAUGAAGCAGCGGAUGGCAAAGUUUAUCGAAAACGGUGGAGAUAUUGACGCUACAACUAGGCAGCAUCACAGUAGUGUGGAGAUACCUACGGCUGCUAAGCAAGGUGCAAGUCCACUCUAAUUGCCAAUCAGACACCCUCUUAUUCCCAUCCCAUCCCUAUCAUUCAACGGCUGUGUAGGAUACAUGUGAUGUGUUCCACUCAUCAACAAGCGCACACAGAAAAUGCACAACGUGUGUGUCACCUGUAUCGCAAGCCAGCUUUGCGUUUCUCCUCGAUCCUUCAAAAGGAUCGCAACUCUAUGCACUGGCACGACGUAAGAACUGGCCUCCGGAUCCGGUUGGUGAAUGCGUUAAAGCUAAAAUGUGCUACAAAAUUUAAAGAAAACCAAACAAGUCUUCCAGUAGCGUGACACACUACCGAUUAAGCUACCAAGUAGAACACAAGAACAAAGUGUACAUGAGUGUGUAAGGAAGUUGUUAUGUACGCGCUGUGUGUUUGAAUGCGCAACAUUUCCUGCAACUAACGUUAAGCAACGACCUGAGACAAAUAAAUUAGCUAGUAAAUUAGAAGGCGUAUGACUGUAAACACGCGGUAGUAGCAAAUGCAAAUGUGCAGCACACGUAAACGUACUUCAUUGUUUAGUUUUGUUUAGUUGAUCGCCAGUAUAAGCUACGAAAGUGAAGUUAUAUAUGGUAGAGUUGUAAUUUAUACACCCGUUUGUAUGUGAUCGUUUGAUGUAUAUAAUAGAGGCAACAUAGUUGUGCAGCAGCGAAGAUCGCUUAGGAAAAUCAGGAAACAAUAGGAAAGUUAAACCAAUAUACACAAUGCGAACUGUAUUUCAUAAGACAAAAAUAAAACGAUACAU
This is a messenger RNA of Anopheles moucheti, 2561 nucleotides long. RefSeq names its product putative sodium-dependent multivitamin transporter. The transcript has 6 exons. The record is from RefSeq and is a predicted model, not a curated record. Lineage: Eukaryota; Metazoa; Arthropoda; Insecta; Diptera; Culicidae. Gene Ontology annotation, molecular function: symporter activity. Gene Ontology annotation, biological process: transmembrane transport; sodium ion transport. Bases 1 to 1815 code for a protein of 604 amino acids. Gene Ontology annotation, cellular component: membrane.